Alternaria rosae is the source of this 1217-nucleotide messenger RNA. RefSeq lists its product as uncharacterized. NCBI's taxonomy places the organism in Eukaryota, Fungi, Ascomycota, Dothideomycetes, Pleosporales, Pleosporaceae. The transcript is spliced from 2 exons. The coding region runs from base 1 to 1128 and encodes 375 amino acids. The record is from RefSeq and is a predicted model, not a curated record.
AUGGCUGACAGACCCGAGUCCCCGUCUUCUGGAGGUCAAGAAACUCCUCGCAGCGAAGUAGAUCUGGACUUAGCCCUUCAGUUUCAGGAGCUCGAGAUCAACGCCCUCAAGGACACCGUCGCCAUGCAAAAUGAGGUGACAAAAGACCUCCGCGACACCAUCGCCAUCCAAAAGGAAGCGACACAAGACCUCCGCAAGACCAUCAGGAUCCAAGAAGUCGCGGCCAACGACCUUCGUCAUGUCAUCAAGAACCUUCAAAAGUGCAACGAUGAGUUCGCUGCCGCAAACGCAGCGCUCUCUGCAGUCGACGACUCCCGCGUUGACCAGCGAAACGAGCUUCAAGAGGCCAAGAUUGAGCUGGCAGAGCUUCGGGACGAGUAUCUUGAGGUUCGCCACCUCCAAAAGCUCAUCGAAAUGCGCAACAGCAUUGAAAAAGCGCUCAAUAGAAUAAUCAAGCUCCAAGACGCAACGAUCCAGAAACUCAAGAAGAAGCAUGGGGAGCUCCGGACUACAUACAAGACCAAGAUCGGCGAGCAUAGUGCUGCUAUCAACGACCUCUUUGCAUCGUACGAGGCCAAGGAAGCGGAGGUACAAGAGCUGAAGGACGAGCUGCAAGAGCUUCGCGAAUACUGCGAGGGCGAUGAGGAGUUUAUCGAUGGCUCCACUAUUGAUAUUAGGCAGCGAGACGAGACUAUCGCUACGCUGAACGCCAAGGUCAAGGAGCAGGACGACGCUCUCGCCCUGUCGCAGCAGCAGCUACAAGAACAACAUGACACCAUCGCGGAGUUGGAGAAGCAACUUACUGAGACCAAGAAGAGUGACGAAGUCGAUGCGGAUAGGGAUGAGGCAAUCGCGGAGUCGGAGCGACAGCUGAAGGAAAAGGACAACGAGAUCGCCGAGUUGCAAGAGCAACUUCGCAAGCGCGUGUCCGAUAAGAAGGAGGGUAAAGUUAUCAACGAGCUGAAGGCCAAGGUCAAGCAGCGUGAUGAGGCUAUCGUGGAGUUGGAGCAGCAGGUACAGGAAGAUGGUAACCACAUCAAGUACUUAAAGGGGUGGGUUAAGUCCUUGGAAGGUUACUACCUUGAGGGCGAAGAGCUGGUCGGGACUGAUGUAUCUGAAAAUACUUGAAAGAGUAUUGGCGGACUGAGACGAGACGAUUCGAGGUAUGAAAAAAAUGUAGAAUAACUGGUAUCAAAAUGAGCUAUAGAGCCGCCGAC